This is a messenger RNA of Mercenaria mercenaria, 558 nucleotides long. RefSeq names its product serine-aspartate repeat-containing protein C-like. NCBI's taxonomy places the organism in Eukaryota, Metazoa, Mollusca, Bivalvia, Venerida, Veneridae. The transcript has 2 exons. The coding region runs from base 1 to 558 and encodes 185 amino acids. The record is from RefSeq and is a predicted model, not a curated record.
AUGUUUGUUGUGCUGGAAGGACUGGCUGGACAUGACGAGCUUUUAGACAGUAAUGCAUGUAGUGAUAGUAGUAGUGAUAAUAGGAGUGACAGUAGUAGUGACAGUAGUAGUGACAGUAGUAGUGACAGUAGUAGUGACAGAAGUAGUGACAGUAGUAGUGACAGAAGUAGUGACAGUAGUAGUGACAGAAGUAGUGACAGUAGUAGUGACAGAAGUAGUGACAGUAGUAGUGACAGAAGUAGUGACAGUAGUAGUGACAGAAGUAGGGACAGUAGUAGUGACAGAAGUAGUGACAGUAGUAGUGACAGUAGUAGUGACAGAAGUAGUGACAGUAGAAGUGACAGUAGUAGUGACAGAAGUAGUGACAGUAGUAGUGACAGUAGUAGUGACAGAAGUAGUGACAGUAGUAGUGACAGAAGUAGUGACAGUAGUAGUGACAGUAGUAGUGACAGAAGUAGUGACAGUAGUAGUGACAGAAGUAGUGACAGUAGUAGUGACAGUAGUAGUGACAGUAGUAGUGACAGAAGUAGUGACAGUAGUAGUGAUAAUAGUUACUAG